This is a messenger RNA of Suncus etruscus (white-toothed pygmy shrew), 5142 nucleotides long. It is a transcript of the gene PLEKHM1, whose product is annotated as pleckstrin homology and RUN domain containing M1. The transcript has 13 exons. The record is from RefSeq and is a predicted model, not a curated record. NCBI's taxonomy places the organism in Eukaryota, Metazoa, Chordata, Mammalia, Eulipotyphla, Soricidae. Bases 368 to 3556 code for a protein of 1062 amino acids.
GUCAGGAGCGGAGAGGUCGCAGUCGCGGCGGGUCCGAACCCGGGAGAGGAGCUGUUGCAGCCCGGAGCGACCCUCAACGCCUGCCGGCACCUCGUGAACACAUUGUCACGAUUUCCCAGCUGAAGAACAUGAUUCAUCAGGUGGCUCCCCAGCUGCAUGGCUGAGACGCCAGGCCGUUCCUCACUGCCAGGCACAAGGCCGGGUUCAGGCCCCAGAGAGCCAGCCGGCUGGGAUGGCUGAGAAGUCUCCGAGGAGCACAGGUUGCUGUUUAUGCCCAGAUAAAGUGUUCUGAAAGCAGAGAGCCAGCUCGUGCUUUUCUUCUUUCAAUGUGUCAUGUGAUCUUCGAAGAGCAGCAGCCAGAGUGGAAAUGCUCUCGGAGGUGGAGAAUGGAUUGGAACCCCGGGCGGCCAUCUCGGUCAUCAAGAAGAAGCUCGUGGGCUCUGUGAAGGCCUUGCAGAAGCAGUACGUGUCCUCGGACACGGUGGUGACAAGUGAAGAUGCAGAUGCCAACACCAUAUGCAGCGCCCUGGAGGCCGUGUUCAUUCAUGGUCUGCACACCAAGCAUAUCCGUGCUGAGGCAGGGGGCAAGAGGAAGAAGCGUGCCCAGCAGAAGCCCCUGCCGCAACCUGUCUUCUGGCCCCUCCUGAAAGCUGUCACCCACAAACACACCAUCUCGGAACUGGAGCACUUGGUCUUUGUAAGCACAGACGUGGGCCGCAGCCGGGCCUGGCUGCGUCUGGCCCUCAACGAUGGCUUGAUGGAGUGCUACCUGAAGCUGCUCCUGCAAGAGCAGGCCCGGCUGUGCGAGUACUACCAGCCCAUAGCCCUGCUUCGAGAUGCCGAGGAGGGCGAGUUCCUCCUGAGCCUCCUGCAGGGACUCACGUCCUUGUCCUUUGACCUUUCCUACAAGUCUGCCAUCUUGAAUGAGUGGACGCUUACCCCACUGGCCCUCUCUGGGCUUUGCCCGUUCCCUGAGCUAGACCUUCUCACUACCUCAGCGACAGAGCUGCAGCGGAAGGAGUCUCUGGAUUCCAUCUCCCAUUCCUCAGGCUCGGAGGAUAUCGAAGUCCAGCAUGCGGGUCAUAAGAUCCGCCGGAACAAGAAUCUCACCGCGUCCUCCCUGAGCCUGGAUACCGCCAGUUCAUCCCAGUUGUCUUGCAGCCUAAACUCCGAUAGUUGCCUCCUCCAAGAGAAUGGCUCCAAGAGUCCUGACCGUUCUGAGGAGCCUAUGUCCUACGACUCGGACCUAGGGACAGCGAAUGUGGAUGAUUCAGACCCAUCUCUGCAAGAGGUGUUGUCAGAAUUCAGCAAAGCACAGGUGAACUCUGUGCCAACUGAUAGACUAAGCCAGGAAGAAUCGAGCCACACACCGAAGGCCCUGUCCUCAGCCUUGCUGCUCGGCCCGUACACCAUCACACACCUGCACUCUGACUUGCCCGUUCAGCCCCUGCCUUCCCUGGUUCUCUCCAGCGCUCCAGACAGUGGCCGCUCACGGGAGCCACUCUCCCAGGCAUGUGGCACCCCAGAUUUGUUGCCGUCGCCAAGUGCUGCUCCUGCAGUCCCUGCAGGGAGCACUCUACACCAGCAACCUUCGAGUCCGGUGGGAGAACUGACCAGAUCAGCCCUUCAGGGGAGCAGCCAACCAAAGUUCCAGGUGGAGGAUGGAACUGGACCGAGCCUCGUGGUUCCCUCACCUACCAGCCCAAAAAGCAAAAGCUGGAUUUCUGAAGAUGAUUUCUACCGGCCUCCCCUGGAGCAACCCACAGAAAGCCCGCCGGACCACACCACACCUGCCUCUCAAGGGACACCCAAGGCAGAGCCUGGCCUCCACCAGCCUUCCUCACAGGCCCCCGGGAAGAGUUGCUUGCAGGGGGCCUUAGACAACACCUGUGUGUCCUCCCCAGGUGGCCCAGAGAACAAGGUGGCAGGCCAGGAGCAUAGAAACUUCUGUGUGGUGCACCGCCGUCAGAUGGGACUGUCCAACCCCUUCCGGGGCCUCUUGAAGCUGGGCACGGUGGAGCGACGGGGCCCGGUGGGCAUCUGGAAGGAGCUCUUCUGCGAGCUGUCCCCACUUGAGCUGCGCCUCUACGUGAGCCACGAGGAGCGCACAUGCGUGGAGAGCUGCUCCCUGCUGCGCUGCGAGGCCGUGGGGCCAGCCCUCAGUGACGGCCGCUUCGAGCUCAUCUUCUCGGGCAAGAAGCUGACACUGCGGGCCUCUUCCCAGGACGAAGCCGAGGACUGGCUGGACCGGGUGCGGGAGGCACUGCAAAAGUGCCGGCCCCAGCAGGAGGAUGAAUGGGAGAACAUCCAGCCUGAUGAUGCCCCAGAGGCCCCUCCAGGUGGUGCCUCUGCCCACUCAGACCUGCUCCGGGAGCCAGAAGUCCCCCUGGGGACGCAGUUGGAUUGGUCCUCCACGCACCUGCCUGAACCCGACGCCAUUCAGGAGUCCCUGCUCUACCUGUACACGGACAAGGCCUGGACACCCUAUGUUUUCUCCCUGUCCUUGGAGACCUUGAAGUGCUUCCGCCUAAGAAACAACGAGAAGCUGCUGAGCGACAGCCAUGGGGUGGAGACCAUCCGAGACAUCCUGCCAGACACUAGCCUGGGCGGCCCAGCCUUCUUCAAAAUCAUCACAGCCAAGGCCAUCCUGAAGCUGCAGGCCGGUAAUGCCGAGGAGGCCACCCUGUGGCGAGACCUGGUGCGCAAGGUCCUGGCAUCCUACCUGGAGACAGCCGAGGAGGCGGUGACCCUGGGUGGCAGCCUGGACCAGAACUGUCAGGAGGUGCUCAAGUUUGCCACGCGGGAGAACGGCUUCUUGCUGCAGUACCUGGUGGCCAUUCCCACGGAGAAGGGCCUUGACUCCCAGGGCUGCUUCUGCGCAGGCUGCUCCCGCCAGAUCGGCUUCUCCUUUGUACGACCCAAGCUCUGUGCCUUCUCUGGUCUCUAUUACUGUGACAUCUGCCACCAAGAUGAUGCCUCAGUGAUUCCGGCCAGGAUCAUCCAUAAUUGGGACCUCACUAAGCGCCCGGUCUGCCGGCAGGCCCUGCGAUUCCUGACGCAGAUCCGGGCCCAGCCCCUCAUCAACCUGCAGCUGGUGAACGCUUCUCUGUAUGAGCAUGUGGAGCAGAUGCGGCUCAUCGAGAGGAGCCGGGAGCAGCUGAAGCUCCUGGGGGACUACCUGGGCCUGUGCCGGAGCGGAGCCCUGAGGGAGCUUAGCAAGAGGCUCAACCACAGGAAUUACCUCUUGGAGUCUCCGCACAAGUACAGCGUUGCUGACCUCCAGCAGAUAGCGGACGGCGUCUACGAGAGCUUCCUCAGGGCCCUCAUUGAAUUCGCCUCCCAGCACGUGUACCACUGCGACCUGUGCACGCAGCGCGGCUUCAUCUGCCAGCUGUGCCACCACCAGGACAUCAUUUUCCCCUUUGAGUUUGACAGCACGGUCAGGUGUGGUGAAUGCAAGACCGUCUUCCACCAGAGCUGCCAGGCUGAGGUCGGCAAGGACUGCCCCCGCUGUGCCCGCCGACGAAAGUACCGAGAGCAGAGCUUUCUCACCUGACUCCAGCCUCCCUCCUGGCCCGGGAAGGCUCAGACAAGACCAGCGAACCUGACUAGACCCUCCCAAGGAAGCCCAGGAAGCCUUGAUGAGGCCUCCACCCCCGACCCUGCACCCUCUCCUGGAUUGGGCUGGGGGGCUUUGCACUAAUGGGCCCUGAGGCCUGCACAAGGCUAUUGGGACACUAGAAACAGAUUGCGCCUUUGCAUUCCACAUUCCUGAUUAAAAGGUCUAGUUUUUUAAGGUGGGUUUUUUUCCCUUCAUAUUUCAACAGAAGAUUAUUUUUUUUAUUCUUGACCCAACACAAGUCACCCAACAAGUCCCGGCCAGGCCGAGUGAUGAGGUCGGGCCAGCUCAACUGCCCUGUGCCUUUGUCUUUGCUGCUCCAGUCCAUGUGCCAAGUGCCGCAGGCUCCUCCUGACCCCCACUUUCCCCUAGGGCCCAGCUACACUUCUCUGUGGCAUCGGCCCUGACCCCCGGAGCCUGAACCUGAGCCCCCUCUGGGGGAUACAGCCCUUGCACUGUCAAUCAGCACUUUGAGCUUUCCUGGUCCUGGGAAGGCCUCUGCUGCCCAGCCCCCUGUUUGAGACAGUGAGCCUCACCCCUCACUGGAGAGAUGACCCCCCACCCCCAGCUUCCAUGGAAAUGGUGAGACCACUAGUGUGCAUUUGGCUGCAGUCUACAGAGCACCUAGAACAUGGAGCUAUGCCGUCUGACCCCUCGGACUGGGUUUCUCUGAAGCGCUCCUGCCUUCUGCCGAAUCUUGGGGCUGGUGAGCAGAGCAGAGCCCCUGGAAGGAUGUGAUUUCUUCUGCUCCCUCACUCUCUGGAUCUCUCAGCCAGGGUCCUCGGGCCAUCCUCCAUGCGCUCACCUGGACCCAGUGGGCGUUGGGCUCAGGAUCUUCUUGGACUGUCAGAGCAGAACCGGCCCCUCCUGCCCCUCCUUUCCCAGGGGUGAUUCGGCUGCUGAGUCACCUGCCCAGCCCCUUGGAUCAGGGACAUUGUGCAAUAAAAUAGAGACAGUAGGCAGCCAGGGAGGGGAUGCCAGUCAGUCCCUGGGCCCCACUGUGGAAGAAGGUGCACCCGUGUCUUGACACACCAAAACUUGCUAAGUUGAAAGGGGGUACUUAUUCCCCUCCACCUCUGUCUUGCCUAUCCCCUCCCAGAACCAGCAUUAACAUUCACACCACCCCAUCCCAGCAGAUUUGCCACAUUCCUUGAGCAGGCAGGAGUCAGCCUGUAGCCGCUUCUGAGUAUCCUUAUUCCUGAAAGUUCUCUGGGAGGCAGCAAGAGUAAACCCGGAGGAGAGCUCAGUUCUGUGGGUGUGGGGCCCCUUCCUAGAAAUUGGCACCAGACAGCCCCCACUAGCUCCCCCAAAGGCUUCUUCUGCUGCUGCUUGCAGAAGAGUCUGUUCGGGUUGCCCUCCCCUCCAGCGCAAAGCCAAUGGGAACAUCACUUGCGCCCACAUUCAAGUGAAAUGUCAUUUCAUGCAAUAAACGGUUUCCAGUGGUGAGGGUGGUGGGAGGUUCCCCCCUCUGAGAAGUGCUGCUGUGAGAUGCUCCAGUGGUUCCCAGUAAACCUGCUCUUUCC